Molecule: messenger RNA, 2318 nt
Organism: Dermatophagoides farinae (American house dust mite)
Lineage: Eukaryota; Metazoa; Arthropoda; Arachnida; Sarcoptiformes; Pyroglyphidae
Source: RefSeq, a predicted model, not a curated record
CAUCUUCAUCAUUAUUUAUAUUUAAAUAGACAAAUAUUAUCAUAUAUCAUCAUUAUAUUAGUGUUAAUAUUUCGAUUUGAUCAUGUGAUCUGCCAAAAUGAUUAUUAUGAUGAUCUAUUGGCCAAUGUUGUAGGUGCCGGUAGCAAUGUUGGUGAUGGUGAUGAUAUGACAAAUGGGCAAAUGAAUAAUAAUGGCAAUAAUAUGAUGAUACCAAGUAGUACGAAACUUGAUUCCUUAGAUGUUAUUUGUGGCAAAGAGUAUAUGACUGUUCGUGCUGAAUUCAAUGGACAAUUCAAUGGUAUUAUUUUCUCGAAAGGAACAUAUGGCCAAAGUAAAUGUGUUUAUGUUAAACCACAUUCCGGAUUGACACAUGCAACAUUUAAUGUACGCUAUGAUGAAUGUGGAACGAAACCAGAUUUACAAGGAAAAUAUUUCGAAAAUACAAUCGUCAUACAAUAUGGUACUGAUAUUAUUGAAGCAUAUGAUGAGGCUAAACGAUUACGAUGUGAAUGGUUUGAAGCAUAUGAAAAGCCGGCUACAUUUCGACCUGCCAUUCCUGUCGCCGAUCUAGAUAUAAUCGAAAUGAAUUUUCAAGGUGAUGAGAUUGAUUGCUGGAUGUCUAUACAGGAAGGUAAAGGACCAUGGUCGAAUGAAAUUAAUCGAAUCGUCACAGUUGGUCAACCAUUGACCAUUGUCGUGGCAAUUAAUGAUAAAAAGAAUCAAUUUGAUAUGAAAGUAAAAUCCUGUUUUGCACAUGAUGGAAUCAAAGCACCAAUUUAUUUGAUCGAUGAAGAUGGUUGUAUACUACGAUCGAAAAUGAUUGCACCAUUUCAAAAGAUUCGAGGCCUAAAAGGAAAAGCAUCCCUCAUAGCAUAUGCACAAUUUUUAGCAUUCAAAUUUCCGGAUUCAGUUGAUGUACAAAUUCAAUGUACAGUGGAAGUAUGUAGACAUGGUUGUAUUGAUACAUGCAAUGAUGGUAUCUCAAGUAAUCCACAACAACAACAGCCACGUCAAAAACAAGAUCAUCAUCGAAAUGAUUUCCAUAAAGAGAAUAAUCGAUUUCAGAUUGAAAAUGUCACUAGCCAUAGAUUUGUGAUGGAUAAUAAAGAUGAUUUACUUGAAUCAGCUGAUACAAAUAAAGAACCUGUCUCUACAAAUGUUCAUUUGCCUGCAGAUAUUAUUAAUGAUAAUAAAAAUGUUCAGCCAGUACAUUUAAUUGAUGAUGAUGAUGAAAAUGGUAAACGAAAUUAUUUGGAUAUUAUUGCCGAUUAUCUUCAUAAUGUUGACGCCAAUAAAGAUAAAAUUAUUCAUAAUGAUUAUCAAGUCGAAACAAUAAUGGAAUCUACACCGAAUCCAAUAAUAUCAUCACAUAACAAUCAUCAACAUCAACAACCUAGACAUCCUACACCUAAACCAAUGAUUGAUAUUCCAAAGAAAAAAAUUAUUCGUCCACCAGCGCCACAAAAACCUUAUCCAAUUCCUAUGAGAAAUAUGAAUCUUGGUGAACCUGUUGCACAGGUUAUGACUAUCCCAUUGAGUCCAAUUUAUUCGAUGCCAAUGCCAUUGACAAUGGGACCGCUGACACCACCAAUUCAUCAACAGCAUCCAUCCAAAUCGAAUGGAUUUGGUUCAUUAUUAUUGAAUCCAUUCAAUUCAUUAAAAUUAUUUGGCAAUGGAAACAAUAAUAAUGGUGGUGGUGGUGGUGGUGGUAAUAAAAAAUACAUACCACAGAUAUUAUCAAAUUAUUUUCAACAAAAACGUCAACAACCAUCAUUACCAUCAACAUCGAUGAUGAUGAAUAUACCAAAUGAUAAUUUUGAAUUAUUACUCAAUUCAGCUAUUCCAUCAUCACCGCCGUCUCAUUCAUCCAAUGGAGGUCGUCUAUAUCGUAGUCGUCGUUAUAUCAAUGAUAACCAGGGCGAGAUUGGAUUGAAAAAAGGAUUUCAAGUUGUAACCACAUUAGAUCUAUCAUUUGCUCCGAACAUAUCACAGGAUAUGAUGCCUGUAUUUGAAGGCAAACCAGAAGCUGUUGUAUAUGGCUUAUGUUUUUCAAGCACAUAUUUUAUCUAUGCACUUGCUACGGCCAUUUCGUUUUUAUUUAGUGCUAUAUUCGUAUCGAUUUUUAUCGUUUGUAAAUUAGAAAGAAUUAAAGUGGCCAAAAAGAAUAUCGGAUGCUAAGAUUUUCGAAUGAAAGAAAGAAUCUGGGCCAAAUAUUCAUCAUUUUAUUUAUUUAUCCACGCUUUAUAUCUAUCUGUAUCUGUAAACGAUUUUGAAUAUUUAUUUUUUUAUAAAUAAAAAAUGUUGUUAUUUUUAACCAA